CGCCUUUCUCGUCUCUCCGCCUGCACCGCUUCUCCGAUCCCUGAAGCUCGUCCCUCAUCGCCGGUAGCCGGUCGCCGGUCGUCGGUCCAAGCAAGGCGUAGGCGAGCCUAUCGUCGGCUGACUGUGGUUCCAUUGAGUGGCUGACGGCGAUUCCAUCACCGGCCCAGCCCGGCCAGCCUCCACUAAGCCCCUUUCUAUAGGGCUCUGAACCCUACCUCCACCGCCAGCACCGUCGCCAUCACCACCUUCUUCAGCGGCACAGGUGGCAGCAUCACCUUCUUCUUGCCACCGCCGGACUUUUUGGUCCGCCGCUGCUUCGCUUUCUUCCCGGUGCCGCUCCGCUUUCCCACUGUGAGCUGGGCUAGUGUUUCUUGGCCAAUGUCGGCCGAGAAGCCUCCCAUGGAGCUUGUCAAGGCCGGCUUUCGAGACGUCAGAGCUACUUCUUACGAGCAACUGGAGCAACUUAGGAGGCGCCCAUAUGCGCUAACUGGAGAAGUGAAUUUCAUUCAGGAAGAGGAUACUCGAUUGGAAACUACACGUGCAAGAUUGGCAAACGUUCUUAGAAGGCAUGAGGUGUUAAAGGAGCGUCUUUCAAGGGACUCUGAUAAGAUGAUUUUUGAGCGUUUGCAAAGAGAAUUUGAAGCUGCACAAGCUGCAAAAACUGAAGAGAUAUCUUUGGAUGGUGAGCAAUGGAAUGAAGGAUUACUAGCGACUAUCCGUGAGAGGGUUCACAUGGAAGCUGAUAGAAAGGCAAUGUCAAGCCAAGCAAGCAUUCCUCCUGAUACCCACUUUCAUGCAAAAACUACUUACAGAAUAAAAAAUAAGCAGGUAAUCUGUUGUCUGGAGGGUGCAAGAAUUGGCAUACAGUAUGAGACAUCUUUUGCUGGAGAACCUUGUGAGAUUUACCAUUGCGUGCUUGAAAGUAAAUCAUUUCUUGAAAAAAUGACUGUAAUUGAACAUACAGUUCCUUUCUUUCUUCCAAUACGUGAAGCAGAAAAUGACCUUCUGUCUUCUAGUGCAAUUAAAUUUAUCGACCAUGUUGGAGAACUUCUGCAAUCUUAUGUGGACAGGAGAGAGCAGGUUCGCCUUAUCAAGGAACUGUAUGGAAACCAAAUUGGGGAGCUAUUCCAUAGUCUUGCUUACAAUUUGAUUGAAUUUGUAUUGGAAGACUUUGAUUGCAAGGUGACUGUCAGUCUAAGAUAUGCAGAUCUUGUUUCAGUAUUGCCAAGUCGAAUAAGGGUUCUGGCAUGGCCUGUCCAUCCUUCAAAAAAAAUUCUUGUGGGAGAUAGGAAAGGAAGUGGAGCAGUACUAGCUCAAUCUAUUCCAUCUCGUCUUUCGUAUGCUGAGGAUGCAUUAAGAACUAUGAGCCUGCCAGAAGCAUAUGCUGAGAUUGUGUUGAACCUGCCUCGAGUUCUGCAACAAAUGUUCCCGCAUCUGGGAGGUGCAUAAAGUCAUUCAAGCACAUUCCAGAAAUGACCACUGAAAUGGAGCUUCAAGCUUGCCGAUCUUUUCUGAGAUAUGAUUCUUAUUCUUGAUGGCCAAUGUCAUUGAUAUAAUUCGAGGCAUGCAUUGUCAAGUAACAUGCAUUAGCCCAUUCCAUUGGAACUUGGAUGUGCCGAUCAUGGAGGAGACUACAAAGUUGUUUUUUCCCCCUCUUCAUUUGUUGGUCACUGACUCGCACAUGUACUUGCCAAGAAACCAAGAUAUUGUUGGAUGGCAACAUGCUUCAAAGUUCUAGUGAAAAUCAUUGUUGAUCCAAAUUUAAUGAACAUUCUGGCGCCCCCAUAACCCAGCCUGGUUGGGUUCCAUGUUGAUGAUUUUCACCUUCAGAGAUGCUCCCAUCGCAAAGGAUAUGCAUGUAGUUGCUUAUCUGAUUUCUUGUUUUGUUGUGUUGUGAUAGAGAAUGGCAGUAAUUUUGCCAUCCAGCUUUAAACGUAAUUCCAUCGCAUGGUUCAGAUGCCUAAUAUUAUCCAGGAUUUUAGAAAGUUUGAUCAUAUGUAAUCUUUUAACCUAACUAAUUGAAUUUGUUUGAGCGAUUAUGCAGGAAUUUCCUAUAUGUCUUCAUCUGCACUGAAUGUUUGGUUGUACGUAAUCCAAACUAAACUAACUCAUGGAAUUAGUUUGAUUU
Molecule: messenger RNA, 2128 nt
Organism: Elaeis guineensis (African oil palm)
Lineage: Eukaryota; Viridiplantae; Streptophyta; Magnoliopsida; Arecales; Arecaceae
Cellular component (GO): kinetochore; Mis6-Sim4 complex
Source: RefSeq, a predicted model, not a curated record